AUGGCAGUUUUCAACAUCACCCCCUCCCACCCUUCAACAUUCAUCCUAAUGGGCAUCCCUGGCCUGGAAGCUGCCCAUGUCCUGAUUUCCAUCCCUUUCUCUAUCUUCUACAUUAUCGGUCUGUUGGGAAAUUUCACAGUUUUGUUUGUUGUAGGCAAAGAGCAGACUCUCCACAAUCCAAUGUACCUGCUGCUCUGCAUGCUGGCGCUCACAGACAUUGCCACGCCUACCUUCGUUGUGCCAAAUGCACUGUGCAUAUUUUGGUUCAAUUUGAAAGGUAUUACUAUGGGUGUCUGCCUCACCCAGAUGUUUUUUCUUCACACUGUUUCUCUUAUGCACUCCGCCGUCCUUGUGACAAUGGCCUUCGAUCGUUACGUUGCCAUUUGUAAGCCUCUGAGAUACACCAACAUCCUCAAUAACACACGAAUAGCUAAGCUAGGGUUCGUGUGUUUGAUAAGAGCUGUUCUCUUCAUUCUUCCUCUGCCUCUGCUCCUGAGCCGGCAGCCAUUCUGUGCGAAUCGCAUUAUCCCCCACACUCAAUGCGAGCACAAUGCUGUGGUGAAGAUGUCGUGUGGGGACAUUACAGUGAACAUGAUAUACGGCUUGGUGCUAUUCUUUGUAGUCAACAUGUCAGACCUGACGCUCAUUGCCCUGUCCUAUGGUCUGAUCAUCAAGGCAGUUCUUAGACUCUCCUCCAAGAAAGCCCACCAGAAAGCCCUCAGCACCUGCACAGCCCACAUCUGUGUGAUGCUGACGUAUUAUUCUCCCAGCCUCUUUUCCAACCUGACAAACCGGUUCGGUGAGGGCAUCGCUCCCCACAUUCACAUCAUCUUGGAUGACCUCUAUCUCCUCAUCCCGCCCAUGCUCAACCCAAUCAUUUAUGGGGUCAAAUCCAAAGAGCUUCGUGACAAAGUGGGCAAAUACAUCUGCAGAAAGUGA
Molecule: messenger RNA, 939 nt
Organism: Terrapene triunguis (Three-toed box turtle)
Lineage: Eukaryota; Metazoa; Chordata; Testudines; Emydidae
Product: olfactory receptor 52E2-like
Exons: 1
Coding region: 1-939 (312 amino acids)
Biological process (GO): G protein-coupled receptor signaling pathway
Cellular component (GO): membrane
Molecular function (GO): G protein-coupled receptor activity; olfactory receptor activity
Source: RefSeq, a predicted model, not a curated record